GUGCGUCUUUCUGGCGACGCUGCCAGCGUGACGUAUAAUCUAGUGGACGGUUCUUCAGAAACAGCUCGUAAACCACCUUGGUAGCUUGCAAGCCAACAUAGCCGGAAGAUUCAAGCUAAUUAUACGCUUUCGGUGUAUAUUAGAUACUGUGUUUUAGACACACUUCGGUCGUAUCUAUUUGUUAACCUAUUUAAUUUCAUAUUACGUUAUUUUUUAUUAGUCAGCUAUAGUAGCUGGCUGGUUAAGUUAGCACUAGCCGCUAAUGCUAGCUAGCUAACAUCCCCGACCAUGAGCUCCCUAAACAUCUCCCCUCCUGUUAAAGAAGAGGAGGUCUGCUGGACGGAGAAAGAAGCUCUGGGGCUGAACAUUGUUGUGAAAGAGGAGAAGGAAGAGGAGGAUGUCACAGUUAAAAAAGAGGUUGAGGUUGUUACAGUGAAAGAAGAAGAGAAAGACGUUACUGUGAAAGAAGAGAAAGACACGUUCAGAGUGAAAGAGGAGGAGGAUGUUACAGUAAAAGAAGAGGAGGAAGAGAAAGAGGAGGAUGCCGUUUUUGGAGUGAAGAUGGAAGGCGAGAUUACUGUCACAUUGAGAGAUGAAGAGGAGGAGAUAGGAGAACUGAUGAACACCAGAGAGAAACCAGACUCUCCCUCUGACAACGGAAAGAGUCCUUCAGGGAAAUCAGACCCAGAGACGCCCAAAGCAAAAGGAGGACAUCACUGCUCUCACUGUGGAAAGAGUUUUACCAAGUUAGGGAACCUGCAUAGGCAUGAGAGGACACACACAGGAGAAAAACCUUUCCAAUGCUCCCAGUGUGGAAAGAGUUUUAACGAAUUAGGUUACCUAUUAAUACAUAAGAGAAUCCACUCUGGAGAGAAGCCUUACCACUGCUCCAAAUGUGGAAUGACUUUUACCUGGUUAGGGAGUCUGAAAUCACACAAGAGAAUACACACGGGAGAAAAUCCUUUUCAAUGUUCCCACUGUGGAAAGAAUUUUACCCAGUUAGGGAACCUAAAUCGGCACAAGAGGACACACACAGGAGAGAAGCCUUAUCACUGUUCCCAGUGUGGAAAGAGUUUUAGGGGUUUAGUGAGCUUGAAACAGCAUGAGAGGACACACACAGGAACAAAGCCUUACCAAUGCACCAUAUGUGGAAAGACAUUUACCCAGUUAAAGUCCAUGAAAUUACAUGGAGGAAUACAUACAGGAGAGAAGCCUUAUCAAUGUUCCCAGUGUGGAAAGAAUUUUAUGGGUUUAGUGAACCUGAAACAGCAUGAGAGGAUACACCCACAAGAAAAGCCCUACCAAUGCUCCCUGUGUGGAAAGAGUUUUACCAAGUUAGAGGGCCUGACUAGGCAUGAGAGGACACACUCAGGGGGGGAUAAGCCCUACCACUGCUCCCUGUGUGGAAAAAGUUUUACCAAGUUAGGGGGUCUGACAAGGCAUGAGAGGACACACACAGGAGGCGAUAAGACCUACCACUGCUCCCAGUGUGGCAAGAGAUUUAACCGGUUAAGGCAUCUGAAUAAGCAUGAAAGAAUACAUACACAGGAAGAGAAGACAUACCACUGCUCUCAAUGUGGAAAGAUAUUUUCCCAGUCAGAGGACCUGAAAUCACAUGAGAGAAUAGAGAGACUGUGUUCUGACUUGUGUUUUUGACUGAGAAUUUGUGUUUUUGUUUGUCACAUCAAAUCAUAUUGUUUAAAUGAAAAUCUGAUCAAGAAAACAGGCCUGUUUCUGUUGUUUAUUCAUCUUGAUCUAAAAUCACAUUAAAUAUUUUAACAUGUGUA
Oncorhynchus kisutch (coho salmon) is the source of this 1787-nucleotide messenger RNA. Its product is annotated as zinc finger protein OZF-like. Lineage: Eukaryota; Metazoa; Chordata; Actinopteri; Salmoniformes; Salmonidae. Gene Ontology annotation, biological process: regulation of transcription by RNA polymerase II. Gene Ontology annotation, molecular function: DNA-binding transcription factor activity, RNA polymerase II-specific. Gene Ontology annotation, cellular component: nucleus. The record is from RefSeq and is a predicted model, not a curated record. The transcript has 2 exons. Bases 289 to 1656 code for a protein of 455 amino acids.